Molecule: messenger RNA, 404 nt
Organism: Cylicostephanus goldi
Lineage: Eukaryota; Metazoa; Nematoda; Chromadorea; Rhabditida; Strongylidae
Source: the annotation of a GenBank genome assembly
AUGCGUUUUAGCGACAAGUCCGACUUGGCAAAAUCUUACGGCGUCGACUUCCGGAUCUGCGAUCUUUUGAAGCCGGUCGUCGAUGAGGCUGUGGUUGAGAGAUGCAAGAAAUUAAUGAUGGAAGAGCAGGAAAGUCUUUAUGAACGCACCAAACCGAGGAGCAAUUCGAACAGUCCCCAGCCGUCAACACCUCGACAGGAACUCGGUCAGGCAUCAUUUAGUACCAUAGCCAAUACUUUUGCAUUUCGUGAGGGAAAACCAAGAGGGAAUGGUUUGUACGCGGGUUUGAACUAUCCGAAAACUCUAUACGGCACUGAGCGUAAGAAGAAGAUGAGCGAAUAUAAAGAGAAGGUGAGGCAGUUUGAUUCUAGGACAAGCAGCAUUGAUACUAUGCGGCAGUAGCG